This is a messenger RNA of Sceloporus undulatus (fence lizard), 3344 nucleotides long. It is a transcript of the gene CHTF18, whose product is annotated as chromosome transmission fidelity factor 18. The record is from RefSeq and is a predicted model, not a curated record. The transcript is spliced from 23 exons. NCBI's taxonomy places the organism in Eukaryota, Metazoa, Chordata, Lepidosauria, Squamata, Phrynosomatidae. Gene Ontology annotation, molecular function: ATP hydrolysis activity; ATP binding. Bases 150 to 3206 code for a protein of 1018 amino acids.
CAGAGCCUUCGUCCCGGGCAUUUAGGGCGGGGCAUAAACCGUUCACCCGGAAAUGCAAAGCCCAGCACCUCCUCCUCCUUUUGCAAAGCGCGCGCUGGUUUGCAAAAAUAAAGACAUAUUCAGCAGAGAGUGCAGAAGUUGGCUUUUAUAUGGAAGAAGAUUAUGAGGCAGAACUGUAUGGCAUUGAAGAUGAAUUUGAGGAGCAGUUUGCAGAUGAGCUGGAAGUCCUGGCUGAGCUGGAAGCAGAGGAAGCAUCUCAAGCUCCAUCUCGCAAAGUCUGCAAGUUCCGGAGCCGAAAGCGGACUUUCGAAGAAGCCCUGUGUGCUGGGGAUUUGGCUAAGGAGCCCGUUGUUGUAAGUUGCCAGCCGUGCCCAGAAAAAGCACCUCAAGACCAGAUUUCCUCAGAGGAGACCCUCGACAAUGCCAAGGCAAAUCACGAAAACCCAGGAUGCCUCCCGGCAUUCGCAAAAGCAGCAAAUGGUCUCCCAGAGCCGCUUAUCGAGGAGCCUGACAUCGGCCAGACUCCAAAGCCAAAGCGGCGGAGGCGACUUGAAGCUAUGAAGAAGCUGGACUUCGGACUAGAGGAUGGAAAGGGGUUUAAAGAUGCGCUGGAGGGUGCGCUCUCUCCACCUCUUUCUCCCAGAGACCCCCGGGAUGCAAGGACUCCAAGCUCCGAGAUCCCAGAUGUCAUGGGACUGAAUGGCAUGUUCCCCUUGCGCAUUACACCCCCAGAAGAAGGGGACUCCAAGAAAGUUUUGAGGCGCCCGCCCAUUCUGGAGGACUAUAUCAACGUGACUUCGACCAACGGCACCCGAGUCUUUAUGGUGGUGAAGGAGGACAGUAUGGGGACGGAGCUUUCCAGGUCCAUUAGACAAAAUGAAAGAAGACCCCUUCAUCUCCUGGGAGUUCCCUUCUCCUAUCUAAAGGAACAAGUUGCUGAAGAGCGCCGGAAGCAGAUGCUCGAAUCUACAAAGCUGCUGACAGAGAUUCUGAACAGCUGCCUUGAUGAUGAAGAUCCCUCAAUGGAGACUGUAGCUUCCAAGGACGAAGAAGAACUAAAUGGUGAAUCGGAAGAGGAUGGGUCAACUCAGCAUUCCCUUUGGGUUGACCGGUUCACUCCCAGGCACUACCUGGAAUUGCUCAGUGAUGAUUACACGAAUCGCUGCCUCUUGAAGUGGCUGAAGUUGUGGGACGUGGUUGUCUUUGGGAGGGAGAAGCCCCUGAAGAAGGCCAACCUGAGCGCCGAUGGCCACUCAGCCUUCCGGCAAUUCAAAGAUCAACCGAGCAAAUGGAAGACCAAGGCCCAAGUGACGGAGGAUGCUCUGGAUGCUGAGCUGGACCAACACAACCGGCCCAAACACAAGGUUGCCCUUCUGUGUGGCCCACCUGGCCUGGGAAAGACCACCUUGGCCCAUGUUAUCGUGAAGCAUGCCGGCUAUAAUGCCGUGGAGAUGAACGCCAGCGAUGACCGCAGCCCGGAAGUCUUCAAAACGCGGAUCGAGGCCGCCACCCAAAUGAAGUCCGUCCUGGGAGCCAAUGAGAAGCCCAACUGCCUGAUCAUCGACGAGAUUGACGGCGCCCCAACAGCAUCAAUCAAUGUGCUGCUGGGCAUCAUCAACCGUAAGACCGGGGCGGUUGAAUUGGAACCCAGCACUGGCAGGGCGAGUGGGUCAAAGAAGAGGAAGGAGGGUGGCCUCCUCCUACGGCCGAUCAUCUGCAUUUGCAAUGACCAGUACGUCCCUUCUCUGAGGCUUCUGAGGCAACAGGCUUUUCUUCUCAACUUUCCCACAACAUCACAGUCAAGACUUGUCCAGAGGCUGCAUGAGAUUACCAUCCGGCAAGGCAUGAAAGCUGACACGGGGGCACUGAUGGCGCUGUGUGAAAAGACAGAGAAUGACAUUCGUUCUUGCAUUAAUACCUUGCAGUUCCUGUACAGCCGAGGCAAGAAAGAGCUGACUGUGAGGACUGUGCAGACUGCCAAGGUUGGCUUAAAAGACCAGAACAAAGGGCUUUUUUCCAUCUGGCAGGAGAUCUUCCAGCUCCCAAGGAUGCAGAGGCAAAGGAUAGGGACAGACCCUUCGCUUCCAUCCCACUUCCUUGCUAGUGGAAAUGAAGACCUGUUUGGAACGGCAUCUGGCAGAACGGUCAUGAAUGCAGUUGCCCAACGCUUUCACCACAUCCUGCAUCUCAGCACAUCCUCCGGAGAGCAUGAAAAGCUCAGACAGGGUUUGUAUGAUAACUUCCUCAACAUGAAGGUGAAGGACUCCAGCUUGGGCACCAUCUGCCUGGCCUUGGAGUGGCUGGGCUUCUCUGAUCUGGUCAACCAAGGAGUCCUCCAUGGCCAGAACUUCCAACUCAUGCGCUAUUUGCCUUUCCUCCCAGUCUCUUUCCACCUGCUCUUUGCUGCAUCCAAUGUUCCCAGGCUGGUCUAUCCCAACAGCCAACAAGAGGCCCUGGCAAAACUGACCCAGAUGCAGAACCUCGUUGCUUCCAUGACAUCUGGGAUUGCACCAAAUUCACGCAGCCGCACUGGGCCCCAGUCUCUCGUCCUUGAAGCUCUUUGCUUUCUCUUGGAAAUCAUCUCGCCAAAACUGAGACCGGUGAACACCCAGCUGUACAGUCAGAAAGAGAAGCAACAAUUGGCACAGCUUAUCAGCACCAUGCUGGCAUACAACUUGAACUACCACCAGGAGCGGACACCCGACGGGCAGUACAUCUAUAAACUUGACCCAAAUAUGGAAGAAGUGUGUAGGUUCCCGGAUCUCCCAAUUCGGAAACCACUGUCCUACCAGGCCAAGCAACUCAUCGCGAGAGAAAUCGAGCUGGAAAAAAUGCGGCGAACAGAAGCCACCUUGCAAGCAAGGAACAGCAAUUUGGACCCAAGGAUGAAUUCACUCCAAGAAGAUGGAGACCAGAAAGGAACCCCUGGGCUCAGCCAGCCCAAAUCCAGGGUCCAAAACCAUGAGCAGCGGCUGGACCAGAUUGUGAAGAGAGCCACGUUCGAUGAAAAGCCUGAAACCGAUUUCUUUGGCCGUAUAAUCAUCAAGAAAAAGGUAUCUGCUUCAGCAGCUGAUCAGGUCCCUGAAAAAAACACGAUAGAAAAACAGAUUGGAAAAGCCGUGGGACAAAGUGAUAUUUGGUUCCGAUUCAACGAAGGUGUUUCCAACGCCGUCCGGAGAAAUAUUUAUAUUAAAGAUUUAUUCUAGGACUGAAUAUCAUCUUAAAAUGAAUUGUGGACAGGGAACACACCAAAGAGAAGGCAUUUGGAUUCUGCACCAGACUAUUUAGACAAGAUAUUAUAUUUUGGAUGAAUAGGGAUUUUGUAAAUAAAUACAUUUGAGACA